Messenger RNA from Eriocheir sinensis (Chinese mitten crab), 6512 nucleotides. It is a transcript of the gene Sf3b3, whose product is annotated as splicing factor 3B subunit 3-like. Lineage: Eukaryota; Metazoa; Arthropoda; Malacostraca; Decapoda; Varunidae. The record is from RefSeq and is a predicted model, not a curated record. Gene Ontology annotation, cellular component: nucleus; U2 snRNP. The transcript is spliced from 25 exons. The coding region runs from base 262 to 3915 and encodes 1217 amino acids. Gene Ontology annotation, biological process: mRNA splicing, via spliceosome. Gene Ontology annotation, molecular function: protein binding; U2 snRNA binding.
GAGCAGGAGCAAGAGCCAAGGCCGAGGCCGUGUGUUUACCCCGCCGCCAGCGUGCCUCCUGUGCUGCCCCGCCGUGUUUGCCGGGCCCUGUGUGUGAGGCCUUUACCGAGCCACAGCCCCGCGCCGGAGUGUUAUCGGGCACUGCACCAAGUCACCAAGCCCCGAACACUUCCCUCCCUCCACUGCAUGCCAAGGGAGCCACGCACAAGGGAUUGACGCCUCCACCGCCGCUAGUGAGGAGUGCCAGUCACCACCACCACCAUGUACCUCUACAACCUGACCCUGCAGCGUGCCUCGGGCAUCACCCAUGCUGUCCAUGGCAACUUCUCCGGCACCAGAAUCCAGGAGCUGGUCGUGUCCCGAGGCCGUUCUCUGGAACUCCUUCGCCCAGACCCCAACACUGGCAAGGUCCACACCAUCCUCACCACAGACAUAUUUGGUGUGAUCCGGUCCCUCAUGGCUUUCAGGCUGACUGGUGGCAACAAAGAUUAUGUUGUGGUCGGCUCAGACUCUGGGAGAAUCGCCAUCCUUGAGUACAACCAACCCAAGAACCAGUUUGAGCGCAUCCACAUGGAGACCUUCGGCAAGAGUGGGUGUCGCCGCAUUGUGCCUGGCCAGUACCUUGCCAUCGACCCAAAAGGCCGCGCUGUGAUGAUUGGCGCUGUGGAGAAACAGAAGCUGGUGUACAUCCUUAACCGUGACGCAGCAGCCCGGCUCACCAUCUCAUCCCCCCUGGAGGCCCACAAGUCCAACACUCUGGUCUACCACAUGGUUGGUGUGGAUGUGGGCUUUGAAAACCCACUCUUUGCUUGCCUGGAGAUUGACUAUGAGGAGGCAGAUACAGACCCCACCGGGGAAGCUGUCCACCGCACACAGCAAACCCUGACCUUCUAUGAACUAGACCUUGGCUUAAACCACGUGGUGAGGAAAUACCACGAACCCCUCGAGGAGCACGCCAACUUCCUCAUCUCAGUGCCAGGUGGUAACGAUGGGCCGUCUGGUGUGUUGGUGUGCUCAGAGAACUACAUCACCUACAAGAACCUGGGUGACCAACCAGACAUUCGCUGCCCUAUCCCCCGCCGCAGGAAUGAUCUGGACGACCCCGAGAGAGGAAUGAUCUUCAUCUGCGCUGCAACACACAAGACUCGCUCCAUGUUCUUCUUCCUCGCCCAGACAGAGCAAGGCGACAUCUUCAAGAUCACGCUGGAGACAGAUGAAGACGUAGUGACAGAAAUCAAGCUGAAAUACUUUGACACAGUUCCACCAGCUACAGCCAUGUGUGUUUUGAAGACCGGCUUCCUCUUCGUGGCCUCAGAAUUUGCCAACCACUACCUCUACCAGAUUGCACACCUUGGAGAUGAUGAUGAUGAACCUGAAUUCUCCUCUGCGAUGCCACUGGAGGAAGGCGACACAUUUUUCUACGCUCCUCGCCCUCUUCAGAAUCUUGUGUUGGUGGACGAGUUGGACUCCUUGUCGCCCAUCAUGGCCUGCCAGAUUGCUGACUUGGCCAAUGAGGACACACCACAGCUGUACACAGCCUGCGGACGUGGCCCGAGGUCAUCACUUCGGGUGCUGCGUCACGGGUUGGAGGUCAGCGAGAUGGCUGUGUCUGAGCUGCCCGGUAACCCAACUGCUGUGUGGACCGUGAGGAAGCGGAGUGAAGACCGCUUUGACUCUUACAUCAUGGUGUCCUUCGUCAACGCCACGCUGGUACUCAGCAUCGGAGAAACUGUUGAGGAAGUGACAGACUCAGGGUUCCUGGGCACCACCCCAACCCUGGCCUGCUCCCAGCUGGGUGACGACGCACUGGUGCAGGUGUACCCAGAUGGCAUCCGCCACAUCCGAGCUGACCGGCGUGUCAAUGAGUGGAAGGCACCAGGCAAGAAGACAAUUGUUCGCUGUGCCCUCAACCAGCGGCAGGUUGUUAUUGCACUCACUGGUGGAGAGAUUGUCUACUUCGAGAUGGACCCGACUGGCCAGCUCAAUGAGUACACAGAGCGCAAGGAGAUGAAGAGUGACGUCAUCUGCAUGGGUGUUGGGCGCGUGCCAGCCGGGGAACAGCGGUCAAGGUUCCUGGCCGUGGGGCUCUCGGACAACACUGUCAGAAUCAUCAGUCUGGACCCUAAUGACUGCUUGACACUGCUGGGCAUGCAAGCACUGCCUGCCCUGCCUGAGUCACUGAGCAUCAUUGAGAUGGGUGGACAGGAGGCCGCAGAUGGGGAGCCACGCACACUGGGGGCUCUCUACCUCAACAUUGGCCUGCAGAAUGGAGUAUUGCUACGUACGGUGCUGGAUGGAGUGACUGGUGACAUGUCGGACACACGCACACGAUAUCUUGGCUCCCGGCCGGUCAAGCUCUUCAGGAUCAUCAUGCAAGGCAAUGAGAGUGUCUUGGCUAUGUCAUCACGGUCCUGGCUGAGUUAUUACUACCAGAACCGAUUCCACCUGACUCCUCUCUCCUAUGAGAGUCUGGAGUAUGCUGCAGGAUUCUCCUCUGAGCAGUGUCCUGAAGGUAUCGUGGCCAUCUCCACCAACACCCUGCGUAUUCUGGCCCUUGAGAAAUUGGGAGCUGUCUUUAACCAGGUGUCUCACCCCCUGGAUUAUACUCCUCGCAAGUUUGUGAUCCACCCUGAGAGUGGACACCUGCUGCUUAUUGAGACAGACCACAACGCCUACACGGAGGACACCAAGCGCCAGAGGAAGAUGCAGAUGGCAGAGGAGCUGAGAGAAGCAGCUGGAGAGGAGGAAGCAGAGGUGGCCGAGAGGAUGGCAGAAGCACUGCUAUCCGAGGACCUUCCUGAUGCAGUAUUUGGGGCAGCCAAGGCCGGGCCGGGCAUGUGGGCCUCCCUGGUGAGGGUAAUUGAACCCAUCCAAGGAAAGACCCUCCACACCAUACACCUGGAGCAGAAUGAGGCAGCCUUCAGCAUCGGUCUGGUCAAGUUUGCCAACCAGCCUGACAUGGAUCAGCAAUUCCUGCUUGUGGGCACCGCACGGGACUACCAGCUCAGCCCUCGUCAUGUGGAGUGUGGCUACAUCUACUGCUACAAGGUGUCUGCUGACUGCACCACGCUGGAGUUGGUUCAUCGCACUGAGGUGGAGGACAUUCCCACCUCUAUUUGUGCCUACAGUGGGCGAGUGCUCAUUGGUGUGGGCCGCCUCCUGAGGAUAUAUGAUCUAGGAAAGAAGAAGCUGCUGAGAAAGUGUGAAAAUAAGCACAUUCCCAACCUCAUAGUGGACAUCAAGGCUCGGGGCCAGAGGGUGUAUGUGAGUGACGUGCAGGAAAGCCUCUUCGUGCUGCGCUACAGACGCCACGAAAACCAGCUCAUCAUCUUCACCGACGACACCAAUCAGAGAUGGGUGACCAAUUCUUGUCUCCUUGAUUAUGACACUGCAGCUCUGGCAGACAAGUUUGGCAAUGUGGCUGUGGUGCGGCUAGGCAAUGAUGUUAAUGAUGACGUAGAUGAAGAUCCGACCGGCAACAAGGCACUCUGGGACCGUGGACUGCUGAAUGGAGCGUCACAGAAGGCAGAAGUGGUGGCAAAUUUCCAUGUGGGCGAGACUGUCAACACUUUAGAGAAAGCCACACUCAUUCCUGGUGGCAGCGAGUCCCUUGUGUACACUACACUCAGUGGAACAGUUGGUGUCUUGGUCCCAUUUACCUCCAGGGAGGACCAUGAACUCUUCCAGAACCUGGAGAUGCACAUGAGGUCUGAACACCCUCCCCUGUGUGGCCGUGACCAUCUCUCCUUCAGAUCUUACUUCUUCCCUGUCAAGAAUGUGAUCGAUGGUGAUUUGUGUGAGCAGUUCAACAUGGUAGAUUCAGCCAAGCAGCGCUCCAUUGCUGAAGACCUUGACAAGACUCCGAAUGAGCUUUCAAAGCGACUAGAGGACAUCAGGACAAGAUAUGCAUUCUAAGAACAGGAAAAAGCAGUGGCUCAUUCCUUGGUCUUAGCCUUUUUUUUAUCAGUAUCUCUACCCAUUCAUGUCCUGCUCUCAUCUUCAUCACCAGCCUCGCUCAUCCCUCGAUUAUUCUUCAAAUGUGAAAAUCACGUUACGGAGCAGACUCAGUCAUCAACUGUUCUCUGCCUCUUGAAAUUUGUGACACUGACUUGUCUCAUUUAAAUGUCAAUCAUCCCCCAAUUCUCAGCCUCAGAAUGUCUUGACUUUCUGUGCAUUCCUAGCCCACCUUUUACGAUCCAACCAUCUCUCAUCCAGGCUAACUAAUAUUGACCAAUCAUAUAUUUUAAGGCCUGGCAUCAGUUUAUCUGUGAUCUGUGUCAGUGACUUAGUUUUUAGUGUCCAUUGAAUAUGUUUGCAAGCCAAACCCAAUAAGUUUGAUUUUUCACUGACAUGGAUUUAAAGGCAGACAUGCAUACAGAUUACAGAUAAAUGGAUGCCCAGCCAAAGUGCAUGCUUGGAGUGCUCUGUAAGGGUAAGAUCAUAAUGUUAGUACAGUUCUGAAGGUGUCAUAGUUGCUAUUGUGGAAUUUUGGCUGUCCAUUAUCUGUUUUCAUGACUUCCACCUUUAUUUAGAUUUGCAUUGAAAGAUAUCAUAGUCAUUGUUAAGUAAUCACCAAAAGUACAUCAACCUGGCACUGUUGGCAGUAAACAUAGGCCUCAUUGUAUCCUCACAUUGAGGAGACUUAUUAGAAACUGGAAAAAAUUAAGACUAAACUAAAAUGUGAUUCCCAUUAUAUGCCAUCAAUCUUCCUGUUACACUGACUGACUGAUUGGCAUGAUGUUCUUGCAUUUGUCUAAUGGACAAAAGCUGCCAAGUCACUUCACAGCAAUAAGUCAGUGGAGUAAGCUUUUAUCCACCAUGAGUUUGUUUCUCAAGUGUCAAGUUAUGUAUUCAACGAGCUAAUAUUAAUGAUGCAAUUUCCAAGUAAACCUGUUCCCCUUUAUUCAUGGGGUUCACCUCUGGGAACAGAGAAUUUUUGUGAAUGUUUGGUGUUUCACCCCCACAAAAAAAAAGCCUCAAGACCUGCAAAAAACAAAGAAAGCAAUUUUACUCAAACUACCUAAUAAAGUAUUUCUGUUACCUGAAAGCAUCAUGAAAUAUCAUAAAUAACAUCACUCAUCAGUUAUACUGUGUACUUUGCACGUGUAUUGUAAUUCACAUAAACUUGCAGUUAUUUAAAUUUUGCUUAAUUAUUGGGUACUCACCAUGAAGUCACCAACAUUUUCCUUUCACCUUCAAGUGCUUAAGCAUAUACCAUGAAAAUUAUUUACUAAUGAUAUUUUUUUUUUUAACUGGGUAAUAAAAAUAUGAAACAGAUGGUAAAAAAUAGAUCAUAACUACAAGCAGUUGAUAAGCAUAAACUAACCGGCAUUUCUGUGGCAACAAAGUAAUAUGGUAGCAGGCUGUUCAGUACCAGUACUGAAGGGUAUUGCCUGUACAUUAUUCAGUAUAUUCAGUAUUCUUGAUACUGAUAGAUCAAACAUCUAUAUGUAACACUUAUGUAAGUGUAGAUGAUGAACUGUUAAUAUCAAAAGUUUGUUUACAUUUAGCAGUUAAGUAGCCAAAAGUUAUGUGAGAUUUUAAUGACUACAUAUUUGUAAGAAGUUUACAUAAAUUGCAGUGCAGAUUAGAUAUAACUGAUGAAUAAUGCUACUUAUGAUAUUUUAUGCUUUUUGUGUAUGUAUACAUCAUCCUCUCCCUAGGAACAGCUGAAUCGUCCAUGGCCACCUUUGUGCAUUUUGGGAGAAAUCUGCAAGUGCAAAUCCGCGAGUAGUGAACCCACGAAUAUGGCGGGACAGGUGUAUGGGUAUUCAUAUUGUGUAUUUAAUGCCUGACUGAUGAGUGGCAUUAUGGUAAUGGGCAGCCACUUUAGAGAACAAUAGUGAUGCAUCAAAUCUAUAAAAAAAUAUAUACAUGUUAGGUGGUAUGAGUGGUGUAUGGAAACAUGGAGGUACCAUUUGUACUUUAUUUCCUCUUACUUUUCAACAGUUUUUCAGAAUGAUACAGCGUACAGAAAUGGCCGCUUAUGUAUCCUCAUGGUGGAUCAUCUCGCAGAUUGCCUUGGAACAGAGCUCUGAGUGGCUCUUCCGUGUCUGCCUCCUGGCCACUGUGUGAGAGGCAGAUGAAUCCCUCUCUGUGGUUGGUUGUAUCUACUGUAUUAGUGAACUCCAUUCGAAGGUGACCUGCGAGAUGAUCCACCAGGGGAUAUGUAAGCAGCCGUCUCUGUGCAUUGUGUCAUUGGCUCUGAAGAAGACUGUCAAAACACAGGAGGAAACAUAAUAACUGCCACAUCCUGUGCCUCCCUACACCACUCAUACUACCUGUUUUCACACCUUCUCUUAUACAUAUUAUUAAAAGUUAUUAUUUUGUAUGUACUUUUGCAACCGACAGGCACUUUUAGAUGAAGUGACAUGUCAGAAGUGUAAUAUUUUUUUUAUGAAAGUACAAAUUUAUAAAUUACAUUUUUUUCAUUAAUUACUAGUAUUUGAGAUUAAUAUCUCAUUCAUGAGUCAUGUCUUAUAAAAAAUAAUAAAAGUGUUUAAUGGAACUAG